Amborella trichopoda is the source of this 1615-nucleotide messenger RNA. RefSeq names its product cell division protein FtsZ homolog 1, chloroplastic. Gene Ontology annotation, biological process: chloroplast fission; cell division; microtubule-based process. Gene Ontology annotation, cellular component: cell division site; microtubule; cytoplasm. The record is from RefSeq and is a predicted model, not a curated record. NCBI's taxonomy places the organism in Eukaryota, Viridiplantae, Streptophyta, Magnoliopsida, Amborellales, Amborellaceae. Gene Ontology annotation, molecular function: GTPase activity; GTP binding.
CUCACUCUCACUCUCCUGGUAUUUCCAAAACCCCCAUUUUCAUUUUUUUUAUUUCCCCCUUUUUCCCUUCUUUCCACCUCUCUUGUGCUAUUUUCUUUACAGAGAUAUGCUAAUGGGUGUAGAGACCAUGGGGUGCAUUCACCUCAGAAACCCUAACCGCUUGCUUUCUUCACCAGUCUCAGUGGGGUCUCACCAGAGGUGCUAUGGGGAAUGCCAAAUGAAUAGGGCUUCGAAGAGAGGGGGCCAGGUGCCCAGGGUGAGCUGCCUUUCUUUUGCUCCCAUGGAAUCUGCAAAGAUUAAGGUGGUGGGUGUGGGAGGUGGGGGGAACAAUGCAGUUAACCGAAUGAUCGGCAGUGGACUCCAGGGUGUUGAAUUUUAUGCCAUAAACACAGAUUCACAAGCAUUAGUGAAUUCAGCAGCACAAAAUCCUCUUCAAAUUGGAGAACUCUUGACUCGUGGACUAGGUAUUGGAGGUAAUCCUUUGCUUGGGGAACAAGCAGCUGAGGAAUCAAAAGAAGCCAUUGCUAAUGCUCUCAAGGACUCAGACUUAGUCUUUAUCACUGCUGGCAUGGGUGGGGGUACUGGCUCAGGUGCUGCUCCUGUUGUGGCACAAAUAUCUAAGGAUGCUGGGUAUCUCACUGUUGGCGUUGUUACCUAUCCCUUCAGCUUUGAAGGUCGAAAGAGAUCUCUUCAGGCACUGGAGGCAAUUGAAAAAUUACAGAAAUGUGUUGAUACCCUAAUUGUUAUACCAAAUGAUCGUUUGUUGGAGGUUGUAGAUGAACAAACUCCCCUUCAAGAUGCAUUUCUUUUUGCUGACGAUGUCCUUCGACAAGGGGUGCAAGGGAUUUCAGAUAUUAUUACUAUACCUGGGCUAGUUAAUGUGGAUUUCGCAGAUGUUAAGGCCGUUAUGAAAGAUUCAGGCACUGCCAUGCUUGGAGUGGGUGUGUCUUCUAGUAAGAAUCGUGCUGAAGAGGCAGCCGAGCAAGCAACUUUAGCGCCCCUAAUUGGAUCAUCCAUUGAAUCUGCAACUGGAGUGGUAUAUAAUAUCACCGGGGGGAAGGACAUCACACUCCAAGAAGUAAAUAGAGUGUCUCAGGUGGUCACUAGUUUGGCAGAUCCUUCGGCAAAUAUUAUCUUUGGAGCUGUUGUUGAUGAUCGCUACACUGGUGAAAUUCAUGUCACAAUUAUUGCAACCGGCUUCUCACAAACUUUUCAGAAAAUUCUUCUAACUGACCCCAAGGCAGCCAGAAUAUUGCAAUCCCAAGAAUCAAAGGGCUCUGCACCCCUUAAACCUCCCAACCAAUCCCCCCUUCCCUCCAGGCCUAGAAAGUUAUUCUUCUAGACUUUAUUUUCUCAUGUUCCCUCUCUUCAAUUGUCACUUCUUUUUUCUUAAGGUGGAGUUGCCCUUACAUGUGACCACAAAUCUUUAGCAGAUGUACAAUUGAUUUUUUGUUGAAAUUUCAAAUCCAAAGAAAAUAUUUGAUGACCGAACCAGCCUAUUUUAAUUUCUUCAAGUCGUUUUUCUUUGAUUUAUUAUUUAUCACAGUAAACUAUUGUUAUUAGACAGUAACCAGAACAGAGAAAAUAAAAAUGAUGUUUGUUUGAUUAGGUAGCA